AUGUUGACAGAACACCAUUUGCGCGAGCCUGCGACAUUAAUCCUGGUCAAUCCUAGGAUCUUCCAUGGUCCGAAAGUCAGAGAGACCCGCGCGUGCAGCAUGCGCAAGUUUCGAAUAGCCGAGUGCUCACUCAAGAGCCUGGUUCAAGAGAAACAUGAGGGCCGAGUACAGUACUGCAUAUUGGUUAUCGUGACUAUACUAUUGGGAAGUCGCGAAUCUAGGUCCGCGGCGACGGGGAACGGAGAACGGAUGAAUUCGAACCGACUACGCUACACAAAAUAG
Molecule: messenger RNA, 282 nt
Organism: Sparassis crispa
Lineage: Eukaryota; Fungi; Basidiomycota; Agaricomycetes; Polyporales; Sparassidaceae
Exons: 2
Coding region: 1-282 (93 amino acids)
Source: RefSeq, a predicted model, not a curated record